Molecule: messenger RNA, 882 nt
Organism: Nestor notabilis (Kea)
Lineage: Eukaryota; Metazoa; Chordata; Aves; Psittaciformes; Psittacidae
Gene: ZNF365
Product: zinc finger protein 365
Exons: 4
Biological process (GO): regulation of double-strand break repair via homologous recombination; regulation of neuron projection development; telomere maintenance
Cellular component (GO): centriolar satellite
Source: RefSeq, a predicted model, not a curated record
UGCGAGAGCACGAAGCGCGGACAGCCUCUGGAGGUGGAAGCGGAACGGCCCGUAUCCUACGUUGCGAGCUAUGUGUCGGCCGACUCUCCCAGCGACCAGAUUUCUAAACCGGGCCUCCCGGCCACUGACUCCAAAGCCUCCUUCGAGGCACAUGUCAGAGAAAAGUUUAACAGGAUGGUAGAGGCCGUGGACAAAACAAUUGAGAAGCGAAUCGACAAGCUUACCAAAGAGCUGGCCCAGAAGACGGCGGAGCUGCUGGAGGUGCGGGCAGCUUUUGUGCAGCUGUCCCAGAAGAAGCAGGAGGUGCAGCGACGGGAGCGGGCCCUGAGCAGGCAGGUGGACGUGGCAGUGGAGAUGAUCGCAGCCUUGAAGCAGCGCCUCACUGAGUCCGAGGAGGAGCUUCACCGGAAAGAGGAAGAAGUUGUUACUUUCAACCACUUCCUGGAAGAAGCAGCAGAAAAAGAAGUGCGGGGAAAGGCCAGGCUCCAGCAUUUCAUCGAGAAUCUGUUGCAGCGUGUGGAUCUGGCAGAAAGGCAGCUAGAAUAUUACCAAAAUCAGCAGAUGGUGUGCAACCACACCGAUGUCAGCGAGCACGUGCUUACAGACAUUUCAUUAAAUAAGAAACCCAGAUGCCUGAGCCGAGGAAGUCAACACGCUUCAUAUAACAUCCCUGACGCAAAGCCUCAUUCCUUUCAAAAAGGAAGAAUCUUGUUGAAAAAGACAAAAGAUGAAAAAACCAGCUUGCAGCCAGUGAAGUGCUUCUAUGAACCUAUUGAAUGCUCAAGAGAAAUAUGGAGAGCACAAAAGAAAGGUGAACCAGUCUGCUCUGCCAGGAAAGUGAGCACAAAAUCGAAGAUGGGUAAAAAGGCCAAACCGCUAUAG